AGAUUGUAGGAUUGGCAACACUGAGUCAUGAAGUCGCUAAGGGUUCAGUUUGCAGAGGCUUGCAUAAGUACAGAUGUUACUAUAAUGGAAGUCAAAUGCUGUAUUGAUUAUUCAAAUUGCGCAUACUUGAAGCGUAACAAUUCCAUGCUGCAUUUAUCAUACGGUCGAGCAUUUAAGGUUUUAGGGAACCGACUUUUGCGUCGUCCAAGUCAUAAUUGGAACCACCUGAUUCGGAAAGUAAAUACAACCAUAAAAUUGUCAUCAAGAUUGCCCUGAAAGAUCUUGAAAAGCUUUAACGCUAUCGCGAAAAAAAUUAACCUUUUCUUGGGUACAAUUUACUUGGUUGUGUAACUGGGACACCAGUAAUCGUCGCAACUGCUGUAGUAAAAGUGAAGAUUACAAAUUCUAUUAAAUAAAGAAUUUGGCUGACAAGGUGCUGAGUCUUCUUCUAUUGGCUUUUGCAAUAAAUGUUAAGAAAAAAAUACGUUGUACCUUCUCAAGUGCUACAAACAUAUCUUUCAUCGUAGCCGAUGAAGUUUGUGCCGUCGUCAUUGUAUCACUG
Molecule: messenger RNA, 562 nt
Organism: Plasmopara halstedii
Lineage: Eukaryota; Oomycota; Peronosporomycetes; Peronosporales; Peronosporaceae
Exons: 1
Coding region: 28-276 (82 amino acids)
Source: RefSeq, a predicted model, not a curated record